ACCAUCAAACGGAAGAGAUCAGAACGGAACAGAACCAAACCGAAAAGAAGAGAAAGAUGGCGAUAGAAAAAAUGGCCAAGGCAAAGGUGUUACCACAAUAUAUAGCCGGUUUGUCGGCGGCAUUCGGAGCCUUUUGCAUGGGUGCCAGCAUGGGUUGGUCAGCUCCUGUCGAGAAAAUGCUGACGACGGAGGAAGCCUACGGGUUUCCAGUGUCAGCGGACCAGUUUGGAUGGGUCUCCUCCCUGCUGACAUUGGGCGCCACCUGUGUGUGUAUUCCGGCGGGAUUUGUCAUCGAUUGGAUCGGACGCAGGCCGACAAUGUUGGCGUUAAUACCACCCUAUAUGGUCGGCUGGCUGCUCAUGAUCUUCGCCAGCAAUGUGACCAUGCUGUACUUUGGACGCUUUAUCCUGGGAGUCUGCGGUGGCGCCUUCUGUGUGACGGCCUCCAUGUACUCCACGGAGAUCUCGACAAUUGACACACGUGGCAAACUGGGCAGCUUCUUCCAGCUGAACACCGUGUCGGGAUUGCUAUAUGGUUAUAUCGUUGGCGGCUAUUUAACCCUACUGUACAUCAAUAUAUUGUGCGCCAUUCUGCCGCUAAUCUUUGCCGUGGUGCACUUCUUCAUGCCCGAAUCCCCCAUUUAUUUGGCCAUGAAGAACCGUCCCGACGAUGCAGUCCGAUCCUUGAAGUGGCUGCGUGGCAAGGAUUGCGAUGUCAGCGAUGAGCUCAAGGAAAUUAUGGAGGAGACCAACAAGAACGUGGAUGAGCCCAAGGUCAAUGUUUUUGCGGCACUGCGUCGUCCCAUAACACUCAAGGGCAUCGCCAUUUCGGUGAUCCUUCAGGCUUUGCAGCAGUGGACGGGUAUUAACGCCAUCAUGUUCUACUCCACGUCCAUUUUCGAGGAUGUUGGCGCUGGUCUCAGCGGACGUGUCUGCACGAUUCUCAUUGGCGCCACCCAGGUGGUGAUGACCCUGGUGGCCACGAUGAUCAUCGACAAGGCUGGACGUCGCAUUCUCCUGCUCAUCUCCUCCAUCUUCAUGGCCAUUACCACCUGCCUAAUGGGCGUCUACUUUCAAAUGAAGGAGAGCGAUCCGGAUUCGGUGACAUCCAUAGGCUGGUUGCCCAUCACCAGCAUCCUGCUCUUUAUCGUAUUCUUCUCCAUUGGCUUUGGACCCGUGCCUUGGAUUAUCAUGGCCGAGUUGUUCACCGAAGAUGUCAAAAGUGUCGCCGGUUCCAUUGCCGGCACCAGCAACUGGUUCUCCGCCUUUCUGGUCACCAAAUUGUUUCCCAUAUUGAAGAAUAGCAUUGGAUCGGCGCCAACAUUCUGGAUCUUCACUGUCAUCGCUGUCAUCGCCUUUGUCUACUCAUUGCUUUGUGUGCCCGAAACGAAGGGAAAAUCUCUGCUCGAGAUUCAGCACAUCCUGGCUGGAGGCAAGAAAUCUACUACCCCAGAAGAGGAAGACCAUCAUUAGAAUUGGUCAUCUUAUGUGUACAUACGUCUAAGUAUACUGUGUAGUAAUAGUCCCUAUCGAUAAGAAUAAAGUUUAUUUGAUUUCGA
Messenger RNA from Drosophila innubila, 1558 nucleotides. RefSeq names its product facilitated trehalose transporter Tret1-2 homolog. Gene Ontology annotation, biological process: carbohydrate transport; transmembrane transport. The transcript has a single exon. The coding region runs from base 57 to 1472 and encodes 471 amino acids. Gene Ontology annotation, molecular function: sugar transmembrane transporter activity. NCBI's taxonomy places the organism in Eukaryota, Metazoa, Arthropoda, Insecta, Diptera, Drosophilidae. Gene Ontology annotation, cellular component: membrane. The record is from RefSeq and is a predicted model, not a curated record.